GUCUAAAAUCUACCGAAAGCCCCAAGGAAUUAGGUCCUUCGGGUCCUCGUUCCUCCUCUAAACCCUACUCUCAAAAUUCCUUCAUGUAAAAAAAAUCCCCAAAUCCCCCUAAUCCCAAAAAAUCUCACAAUGGCGACCAAAAAACCCCAGCGAUCCCCCGCAGAGAUCGAAGACAUAAUCCUCCGCAAAAUCUUCCUCGUUUCUCUCACAGAUCCCCAACCCUCCGACCCCAAAGUCGUCUACUUGGAGCAAACCGCCGCUGAGAUCCUCAGCGAGGACAAACCCUUGCUCUUGUCAAAAGACCUAAUGGAGCGCAUCCUCAUCGAUCGCCUCUCCGGCGACUUCCCCUCCGCCGAUCCCCCCUUUGCGUACCUCGUCGGCUGCUACCAGCGCUCUGUCGACGAGCUCAAGAAGAUCUCGGCGAUGAAGGACCCGGCGGUCCGGUCGCAGAUCGAGGCUGCGGUGAAACAAGCGAGGAAGGUGGUAGCUUCUUACUCGAGAAUUCACGUUGGAAACCCUGAUGUGUUUGUUGCUGGAGCGGGGAAAGGCGGAGCUGCGCCGAGCUCGGAGCUGUUGGGCUUGAUCUUUUCGGAGGUUGCGAGCCCCAUGGAUGGGGAGAGCAGUUUGGCUUCGGAGCUGAGGUCGCCGCCGGGCUUUGUUGAUGAGUUCUUUAGGGAGGGGGAUUACGAUAGUUUAGAAUUGGUGUUGAGGGAUUUGUAUGAGAAGUUGAGGGGGAGUGUGGAUAGGGUUUCUGCAUUGGGGAACUUUCAGCAGCCAUUGAGGGCUUUGGUGAUGUUGGUCAAGUAUCCAAACUGUGCGAAGGCGCUGGUGAAUCACCUGAGGUGGAUUCCGAAGGAGAAGUAUCCGUGGGUCGGGGAAGGGAGAGUGAUGGAGGUUAUGAGCGUUUUGGGGGCUUUUCUGCAUGUAAGCGCCCUGCCGGAUGUUAGGGAGUUCAGAAGCAAACCGGAUGUCGGCCAGCAGUGCUUCUCAGAGUCAUCAACUCGAAGACCAGCUGAUUUAUUGUCAUCAUUCACAACAAUCAGAAGCGUGAUGAAUAUUUUAUAUGACGGCUUAGCAGAAGUUCUCCUCACACUCCUUAAAAGUGUAGAUACGCGAGAAAAAGUUAUGGAUUAUCUUGCAACUGCAAUUAUGAAAAACUCAUCGAGGUCUCGCAUGCAGGUUGAUCCGAUGCAGACUGCAAGUUCCGGCAUGUUUGUCAAUCUUAGUGCAAUAAUGCUUCGGUUGUGUGAACCCUUUCUUGAUGCAAAUGCGUCAAAGCGAGAUAAAAUUGAUCCAAAUUAUGUAUUUUUUAACAACCGCUUAGAUUUAAAGGAAUUGACUGCUAUAUGUGCAUCAUCAGAAGAAGUGACUGCAUGGAUAGGAAAAUAAAAAACGGCAAGACGCAUGAACAUUGCAUGGCAAAACGUUGAAGGAAGCCAUGCACUGCAACCCAUUGAAGCCACAACCUCCACGGGAAAGGAUAAAUAUUCGUUUAUUUGUGAAUGCUUCUUUAUGACUGCAAGAGCACUAAAUUUGGGACUAAUGAAAGCACUUUCAGAUUUCAAACAUAUAGUCCAAGAUUUGUCAAGGCAUGAAGAUGAUCUGUCCACCUACAAAGCCAUGAGAGAUCAAGGAGCUACUCCACAACUAGAGGAGAAUAUUAAGCGUUUGGAGAAAAUUAUUGAAAUCUUGUCACAACAGAAACUCUGCUAUGAAGCUCAGAUACUAAGGGAUGGGGCACUACUUCAACGUGCACUAUCUUUUUACAGGUUAAUGGUUGUAUGGUUGGUCAGCCUUGUUGGCGGGUUCAAAAUGCCUUUGCCGUCAAACUGCCCCAUGGAAUUCGCAUGCAUGCCAGAGCAUUUUAUUGAAGACAGCAUGGAUUUGCUUAUUUUUACUUCUCGAAUACCUAAAGCUUUGGAUGGGUUUGUACUGGAUGACUUUUUGAGUUUUAUUAUCAUGUUCAUGGCAAGCCCCUCUUAUGUCAAAAAUCCUUACUUGAGAGCAAAGAUGGUUGAAGUGUUGAAUUGUUGGAUGCCAGAAAGAAGUGGUUUAUCCUCCAUAGCGUCACUUUUCGAAGGACACCAGCUAUCUCUUGAUUAUUUAGUUCGAAAUCUUCUUAAACUUUAUGUGGACAUUGAGUUUACAGGUUCUCAUACACAGUUCUAUGACAAGUUCAAUAUCCGCCAUAAUAUUGCUGGGCUUUUGGAGUAUCUGUGGAAUGUUCCUAGCCAUCGUAAUGCAUGGAGACAGAUUGCAAUAAAAGAGGAAAAGGGAGUUUAUCUGAAUUUUUUGAAUUUCCUCAUCAAUGAUAGCAUCUUUCUUCUUGAUGAGAGCCUAAAUAUUAUUCUUGAGCUUAAAGGAAUAGAGGCAGAAAUGUCCAAUUCUGCUGAGUGGGAACGAAGACCAGCACAAGAGAGGGAGGAAAGAUUGCGCCUAUUUCAUUCACGGGAAAACAUAGUCCGUUUUGACAUGAAGCUGGCAAAUGAAGAUGUCGGGAUGCUAGCAUUCACAUCUGAACAAAUUCCUGCUCCUUUCCUUCUUCCGGAGAUGGUCGAACGGGUGGCAAGCAUGCUAAAUUACUUUCUCUUACAACUUGUUGGUCCUCAACGAAAAUCUCUUACUGUAAAAGAUCCUGAAAAGUACGAGUUUAGACCUAAGCAGCUGCUAAAGCAAAUUGUCGAGAUUUAUGUUCAUAUUGCAAGAGGUGACGGGGAUAACAUUUUUCCUGCUGCAAUCUCAAAGGAUGGUCGAUCUUAUAAUGAGCAGCUAUUUACUGCUGCAGCUGAUAUCCUUUGGAAGAUCGGUGGAGAUGGAAUGAUUAUUCAGGAUUUUGUUCAGCUUGGAGUUAAAGCCAAAACUGCAGCUUCUGAAGCAAUGGAUGCUGAGGCCAUUCUUGGGGAUAUACCUGACGAGUUUUUGGAUCCUAUCCAGUACACUCUGAUGAAGGAUCCUGUCAUUUUGCCCUCAUCAAGGAUGUCGGUUGAUAGACCAGUAAUCCAAAGACAUCUGCUCAGUGACAAUACUGAUCCUUUUAAUAGAUCACAUCUUACUCCAGACAUGCUGAUACCUGAUGUCGAGCUCAAGGCAAAAAUUGAAGAGUUUAUCAGGUCCCAAGCUUCAAAGAGGACAAAAUCCAUGACCAAUGCUGUGGAAGCAGGAGAUUCUUCCAAUGAUGUGGUCGCUAUGGUUACUGAACCCAGUGAAUGAAAUUCCUAUGCUAAAGCUUCCUCUCAUUAAGGUAUAGCAUGAUGGUUCCCUGCAUUUUAAUGUUUUUGUAUCCUUUAAAAAGGUGACCUCCCACCAAGGAUGGAUGUACUUGUACAUAUUAUUUGCCUUUUGGGUUUCCCUUCUGAGAGUAUGGGUGGGUUGGCUGAUAGGUCUUCAGUAAAGGUGUCUAAUUUGUUUUGUAUAAACUUGAUCCUAGUUGGGAAAGUUCGAUGUGUCCAUAGCACAUAGCAAUCUUAUCUUUUAAUUGUAAGAUUGUCCAAGAGUAAAUAUGCAUUUGACGUUUUUUUCGUUCA
Molecule: messenger RNA, 3524 nt
Organism: Asparagus officinalis (garden asparagus)
Lineage: Eukaryota; Viridiplantae; Streptophyta; Magnoliopsida; Asparagales; Asparagaceae
Product: probable ubiquitin conjugation factor E4
Biological process (GO): protein polyubiquitination
Cellular component (GO): nucleus; ubiquitin ligase complex; cytoplasm
Molecular function (GO): ubiquitin-ubiquitin ligase activity
Source: RefSeq, a predicted model, not a curated record